Messenger RNA from Carassius auratus (goldfish), 1192 nucleotides. Its product is annotated as stathmin-like. NCBI's taxonomy places the organism in Eukaryota, Metazoa, Chordata, Actinopteri, Cypriniformes, Cyprinidae. Gene Ontology annotation, molecular function: tubulin binding. Gene Ontology annotation, biological process: microtubule depolymerization; neuron projection development; regulation of microtubule polymerization or depolymerization. The coding region runs from base 114 to 560 and encodes 148 amino acids. The record is from RefSeq and is a predicted model, not a curated record. Gene Ontology annotation, cellular component: cytoplasm; neuron projection. The transcript has 5 exons.
CGCGAACGGUUGAUGCUGAGGCAGAAACGAGAGAAGAAUCUGCGCGCGGCCAACUCCAGCUCUGAUUUCCACUGCAUCUAAAGGUGUGUGAAACCGUUGAGGUUGGAAGUGCAAUGGCGUCCUCUGGAGACAUUCAGGUUAAGGAACUGGACAAGCGUGCCUCAGGACAGGCUUUUGAAGUCAUCCUGAGUCCUACGGCUCCAGAUGCCAAGGGAGAAUUCCCACUUUCCACCCCCAAGAAGAAGGAGGUAUCUCUGGACGAGAUCCAGAAAAAACUGGAGGCGGCAGAGGAAAGACGCAAGAACCAUGAGGCAGAGGUCCUGAAGCACUUAGCUGAGAAACGAGAGCACGAGAAGGAAGUCCUUCAGAAAGCAAUGGAGGAGAACAACAACUUUAGCAAGAUGGCAGAGGAGAAACUAAACCAGAAAAUGGAAGCCAACAAAGAAAACCGCACAGCACGCAUGGCAGCACUGAAUGAGAAGUUCAAAGAGAAGGACAAGAAGCUCGAAGAGGUACGAAAGAACAAAGAAACAAAAGAUGGGGCAGAGGGUGAAAACUAAGUUUUCGCUCUCAUUUUCCUUUUCAUUUAGGGUAUAGUUUUGGGCUUUUUAAUGUAUCCAAAGAUUUUUUUGUUCCAUUAAAUUGGCCAGUUUUCCGUGUUUGGAUCCAUGUACUUGCCACUUUUUUAUUAAGGGGUUUUGGGGAAAAGCUGGUGCACAACAUUUCAUCAGUUUGUGUAUUCAGUUCUGUCUUUUAUCAUCCCAACUAACCUGUAGAUUUGUCCAGUUGCAGCUCUAUAGCGUUUAAAAUGAGCAGUGUUUUGCUGAUAGGGAAGCAUGGCUGUUUUAUGCUUAGGUCUAUUAUAUACUUGGUAUACUGCAUUGUGCAAGUCCACCUGUUCCCUUGUAUGUCAGUACUGCCAUCCUAUGAGCUUAUUAAAGUUUUACAGUUGUUUGUUAUUGUACCAGUUUUGCCACUGCCUCUUUGUUGAUCUGUCAGUCAGCCAGAUUGUAAUGUGGAGUAAAAGAACUUCUUAAAAUCGGUACACUAUGAAUAUAAAUGGCAGUUUCUGUAUUCUAUAUGGAAAUUAUUUUUUGCCAGAACAAUAAUGAGUUCUUUUUGGACACUUUUUGAUGUACUCUUUAUAGUCUGCAUGAGAUCCUAGUGUGAAAACUAAACAUUUCAGUAUCCA